AUGUCAAACAUCACCAGACCUUGGUGGAAGGAUGCCGUAGUCUAUCAAAUCUAUCCUGCGUCCUUCCACGACAGCAACAAUGACGGCAUCGGAGACAUCCCUGGCAUCAUCCAGAAACUCGACUAUAUCCAAUCUCUCGGUGUCGAGGUCAUCUGGGUCUGUCCCAUGUAUGCCAGUCCACAAAUCGACAUGGGCUACGACAUUUCCGACUACGAGGCAGUUCAUCCUCCAUACGGCACGGUUCAGGACAUGGAAGUCUUGAUCAAAGAAACCCAUAGUCGCAACAUGAAGGUCAUCCUGGAUCUGGUCAUCAACCAUACCUCAGAUCAACACGCAUGGUUCAAAGAAUCGCAAUCCUCAAAGGAUAACCCGAAGCGCGAUUGGUACAUCUGGAGACCCGCCAAGUAUGACAGCGAAGGCAAGCGUGGACCUCCGAACAACUGGCGUAGUUUCUUCGGCGGCUCGGUCUGGCAGUGGGAUGAGCAAACCCAAGAAUACUACCUCCACCUCUUCUGCACUGAGCAACCGGAUAUCAACUGGGAAAAUGAGGAGGCUCGCAAGGCAAUCUAUCAAUCGGCCAUGACGUCCUGGCUCGAGAAAGGAGUCGACGGCUUCAGAAUCGACACUGUCAACAUGUAUAGCAAGCCCAUGGACUUUCCGGACGCUCCUGUUCAAGACCCCAGCACCCCGUGGCAAGACGCCAGUCUUAUAUUCUGCAACGGACCUAACAUGGACAAAUAUCUAGACGAAAUGAACGCGAUCCUAUCCCGCUACAACGCAAUGAGCGUAGGAGAAUGUCCCGCCACGCCGGAUCGUGCCCGCGUGAUCCGCUAUGUCAGCGCAGAAGCAAAAAAGCUCAACAUGGUCUUUCAAUUCGAUUCCGUCGACGUCGGACAAUCCAAACCCUCCAAAUACGACACUAAGCCUUUCAAUUACACGCUUGCCGACGUCAAAGGCGCCAUCUCACGCACCCAAAGCCUUCUCGACGGCACAGAUGCAUGGACGACAUCCUUCAUUGAAAACCACGAUCAAGCACGAAGUGUCUCACGUUUCGGCAACGACUCACCCACCUUCCGUACGCGCUCGGGAAAAAUGCUGUCGAUGCUGUUUGCCUCACUCUCCGGCACCCUCUUCAUCUACCAAGGCCAAGAAAUCGGAAUGAUAAACAUGCCCAAAGACUGGGAUAUUGCCGAAUACAAAGACAUUGACAGCCAAAAUUUCUACGCCGAUGCUUUGGCGAGAAACCCUGGAAACAAAGCUGUAAAGGACUUUGCCAAAGCGGGCUUACAGCAUUUAUCCCGCGAUCAUGCUAGAACGCCUAUGCAAUGGACUGCUGCAAGUCCCAAUGCUGGAUUCACAGGCGACAAAGUCAAGCCGUGGAUGCGCGUCAACACUAGCGCUCAAGACGGCAUAAAUGUGAAAGACGAAGAUGCAGAUGCAACUAGCGUCCUCAAUUUCUGGCGCAGCAUGCUCAAAGUGCGCAAAAAUCAUGCCGAAGUGCUCGUGCAUGGAACCUUCCAACUGGUAGACGAGAAUAACGAGAAGGUGUUUUCCUUUGUCAAGACUUCGCUAGAUGGAAAGGAUAAAGCGCUUUUGGUUUGCAAUCUUUCUGAUGAAGAGAAUCGAGUUCCUGAGUUUGAGGGUGUGGAGUUGGCUGAGGCUAUGUUGUUGCUCGAUAAUCCAUGGGAGGGUCGUAUAUACCUCAUCGACUGA
Molecule: messenger RNA, 1713 nt
Organism: Aureobasidium namibiae CBS 147.97
Lineage: Eukaryota; Fungi; Ascomycota; Dothideomycetes; Dothideales; Saccotheciaceae
Product: alpha-glucosidase
Exons: 3
Coding region: 1-1713 (570 amino acids)
Biological process (GO): oligosaccharide catabolic process
Molecular function (GO): alpha-amylase activity
Source: RefSeq, a predicted model, not a curated record